Phragmites australis (common reed) is the source of this 939-nucleotide messenger RNA. Its product is annotated as NDR1/HIN1-like protein 2. Bases 104 to 724 code for a protein of 206 amino acids. The record is from RefSeq and is a predicted model, not a curated record. NCBI's taxonomy places the organism in Eukaryota, Viridiplantae, Streptophyta, Magnoliopsida, Poales, Poaceae. Gene Ontology annotation, biological process: defense response to other organism. The transcript has a single exon.
ACCCACCCACCCGGGUCGGCCUCUCCAAAUCCAAUCCAAUCCAAUCCACUCUUCCCUCCCCAAAUCCGCAGGCACCCAUCCCCUUCGGAUCCCGUUCGGCGAGAUGGGUUCGGCGAGCCGCGCGGUGUCGUGCCUGUGCUGCCCCUGCAAGUGCCUGGCGUGCGGCCUCUUCAGCUGCCUCUGCAGCAUCCUCAUCUCCCUCCUCGUCACCGUCGGCGUCCUCGCCCUCAUCUUCUACCUCAUCUUCCGCCCCCACAUGAUCGCCGCCACCGUCGACUCCGCCUCCCUCGCCCAGUUCUCGCUCGCCCCCAACUCCGCUCUCGCCUACAACCUCACCGUCGCCAUGACCGUCCGCAACCCCAACAAGCGCGUCGGACUCUACUACGACAGCGUCGAGUCCCUCGCGCUCUUCGAGGACCAGCGCUUCGGAUACACGCAGCUCGACUCCUUCUACCAGAGCACCGAGGCGUCCACCAAGCUCACCCCCGAGUUCCACGGCCAGCAGCCGCUCCAGGGCGACGUCACCGCCGCCAACUUCAGGAAAGAGCAGUCCGACGGCAAGUUCAACGUCGAUGUCAACCUCAACGCCAAGCUCAGGGUCAAGGUCUGGGCCUUCAAGGUCCGCGGACCCAAGGCCAAGAUCACCUGCCCGCUUUCCAUCCCGGCGCCAGGCAGCAACACCGGCGCCACAUUCCAGCCCACCGACUGCAAAGUCUGGUUCUGAAUUUCAGAUCUGGCUUAUUGGUGCACCGGGAUCUGCUAUGGAUUCUUUCUUUUGUUUCGAUUUCGAUUUCUUGAUGCUUUAGAUUUCAGAUUUCCGGGGGUAUCUUACUAGCUAGCGGCUAGCGGCAUGCACAUACAUUUCGAUCCUGUUGAGCUUUAGCUGUUCCUGUGACUUUGUGUAUAUGUAUCUAUUCAGAUUCUGUUGAGCUUUCGCAA